Messenger RNA from Mycena citricolor, 1183 nucleotides. NCBI's taxonomy places the organism in Eukaryota, Fungi, Basidiomycota, Agaricomycetes, Agaricales, Mycenaceae. The record is from the annotation of a GenBank genome assembly.
GGAAACUUCAUCAAUAAAAAUGGCGAAGGAGGAUGCAAACCAAGUCCAGGGGGGCGAAGCAUCUCGUCAACUUGAUGACGUGAAAGCGUCGAAGGAAUCUAAUCUUUUGAUUGGACCAUCCGCACGCGAUCGAUUCUGCGAUUGGUUAUUCACUCUCAACCAUGUCGCCAUAUCCACCUCGCCAGGUUAUAAAAGCCAGACUCGAAAUGAGACAGAGGACAACAGAGAACCGAACUCACUAACAACAACAUCUACCUCCCUCACUCAACCCAUCAAUGUCUUCCUACUCCUCUUUCGCAGUGAUCGGUGCCGGUACUGUCGGUGGCCCUAUCCUCGCCGCCCUCGCUGCCCAGCCCUCCGCGAAAGUCAUCCUCCUCUCCCGCAGUGCGUCGAAGUCUGUCCCUGCGAAUGUCCAGGUCGUCCAAGUCCCGUCGUACGACGACGUGCCCGCCGUCACCGCCGCACUCAAGGCGCACAAAGUCGAAGUGAUCGUGUCGGCGCUGACCACGGAGGCCAUCGCUGCGCAGGCGCCUCUCGUGGACGCGGCGAAGCAAGCCGGCGUCAAGCUAUUCGCGCCGUCUGAGUUUGGCACGUCGACGGCAGGAUAUACGGAAGGUCCGUUUGGCGAGAAGAACAAGAUCAUAGAAAAGCUCCAGAGCGUCGGCGUGCCGUACCUCCGCAUCUUUAAUGGACUGUUCAUCGAGUUUGUGACUUGGGCCGUGAACUACAGCGCCGAAACCAAGAAGCUGUACGUGAUCGGCAAAUCGGAGGGCCCCGUGUCGGCCACGUCGAUCGGAGAUGUUGCUGGCUAUCUCGCACAUGUCCUCACCCAUCAGCCUCCGUCCGUCCUAGAGAACCAGAUUCUGCGUAUCGAAGGCGACCGCAUCCCAGGCUAUCGGUCUCUCGGGUCGCUGUUCGGCGCGCAAGUCGAGACGGUCGAGAAGCUGGACGGGGAGAUGGCUGACUUCAAGGCAUUCUUGAUGAGCAUCGCUGACCAGGGUCUGGCCACCACUGGCCACGGCGUCAAAGGUGUGUCUGACGAAGAGGCGUCCAAGAGUGGAAACGCGCUGUGGCCAGGUCACCAGUGGAAGACUGUCAAGGAUGUGUUCGGUCUGUAGUCUACAAAAAAAAAACGACCAGUCAAUGUACAAUCCGAUGAUAUAGGAUAUCAUUUUACCCCACA